ACAGAGAGAGAGAGAGGUUCUUAACUUUACCAAGAGAUCGAUGGAUAUAAAUACAAGUACUCCUUCCCUUUCACUCCUUCAGGCCUCACUCCCUUCACCUUCCCUUCACAAAACAUCAGAAAUGGGAAACAAUCUUUUGGAGAUUCUCAACGUAAGAGUGAUAGGGAACGGAGAGAAGAUACUUGUGCUCGCCCAUGGCUUCGGCACUGAUCAAUCGGCAUGGAAGAGUAUCAUUCCUUACUUCACUCCUCAGUACCGUAUCGUACUCUACGAUCUGGUCUGUGCAGGUAGCGUCAACCCUGACUAUUUUGAUUUCCGGCGCUACACUUCUCUGGAACCUUACGUCGAAGACUUACUCAGCAUCCUUGACACCCUCCGCAUUGAUAAGUGCGCCUACGUCGGCCACUCCGUCUCCGCCAUGAUCGGCAUCCUCGCCUCCAUCCGCCGACCAGAUCUCUUCUCCAAACUUAUCCUCAUCGGCGCCUCCCCAAGGUUCUUGAAUGACAGAGAUUAUCAUGGGGGAUUCGAGAGGGGAGAGAUCGAGACGGUAUUAACGAAGAUGGAAGCCAAUUACGAGGCGUGGGUGAAUGGAUUCGCUCCAUUAGCAGUGGGAGCAGAUGUGCCGGCAGCUGUGAGGGAAUUCACGAGGACUUUGUUUAAUAUGAGGCCAGACAUAUCGUUGUUCGUGUCGAGGACGGUGUUCAAUAGCGAUCUGAGGGGGAUUCUAGGGCUGGUGAAGGUGCCUUGUUGCAUCAUCCAGACCGCGAAAGAUGUAUCGGUGCCGGUAUCGGUGGCGAUGUACUUGAAGAACCACCUUGGGGGUCGGAACACGGUGGAGAUACUGCACACCGAAGGGCAUUUGCCGCACCUGAGUGCGCCUACCUUACUGGUUCAGGUUCUCCGGCGAGCUCUGUCUCGGUGACUUGACUAACUACUCUGCUCUACGUAAACGUAGUCGUAUAGGAUGGAUUCGGAUUGAGUAGAGACUAAAUUACCAAAUAGCUAAAGCUCUAAAAUAGAAUAAGGCCCGGCCGGCCGGCCGGCCGGCGUUGUCUACACUUGAAAAAAGGUGAAAUAAAAUUGUGGACAAUAGUCCUCCACAGCUCGCAUUUUCCUGCGUGUGGACUAAUUAUCAUAACCUUAUCGCACUUAACUGUUC
Telopea speciosissima is the source of this 1159-nucleotide messenger RNA. RefSeq names its product probable strigolactone esterase DAD2. The record is from RefSeq and is a predicted model, not a curated record. Lineage: Eukaryota; Viridiplantae; Streptophyta; Magnoliopsida; Proteales; Proteaceae. Bases 41 to 922 code for a protein of 293 amino acids. The transcript has 2 exons.